GGAGCGCUGAGCGGAGGCCGGGCCCGGCAGCCGCUCUGCCUCCCCGGUCUGUCUGCACAUCUCCGACGGCCGCACCGCGGGCUCCUCCCGGCGCCUGAAGCCACGAGCAUGACGCCCCGGGGAACUCACUGAGCUCGAGGUCUUGGCGCCUCGGUCGGCACCAUGGCCUUGGAGAAGGCGCUGCAGGCCGCACGGAAGGGCGACCUGGACAUGCUGAGGUCCCUGCACGCCGCCGGCCUGCUGGGGCCCUCGUUGCGCGACCAGCUGGACGCGCUGCCGGUGCACCAUGCGGCCCGCGCGGGCAAGUUGCACUGUCUGCGCUUCCUGGUAGAGGAGGCUGCUCUGCCCGCCGCGGCCCGCGCUCGCAACGGCGCCACACCGGCCCACGACGCCGCCGCCACAGGCCACCUCGCCUGCCUGCAGUGGUUGCUGUCGCAGGGUGGCUGCAGAGUUCAGGACAAAGACAAUUCUGGUGCCACAGUCCUGCAUCUAGCUGCCCGCUUUGGCCACCCGGAGGUGGUGAACUGGCUGCUGCGUCGUGGCGGUGGGGAUCCCACCAUGGCCACAGACACAGGUGCCCUGCCUAUCCACUAUGCUGCCGCCAAAGGAGACUUCUCCUCCCUGAGGCUUCUUGUCGGGCACUACCCUGAGGGAGUGAAUGCCCAAACCAAGAACGGUGCCACGCCCCUGUACCUGGCGUGCCAGGAGGGCCACCUGGAGGUGACGCAGUACCUGGUGCAGGAGUGCGGCGCGGACCCGCACGCGCGCGCCCACGACGGCAUGACUCCGCUGCACGCCGCAGCGCAGAUGGGCCACAGCUCGGUGAUCGUGUGGCUGGUGAGCUGCACCGACGUGAGCCUAUCAGAGCAGGACAAAGACGGCGCCACGGCCAUGCACUUCGCAGCGAGCCGCGGCCACGCCAAAGUGCUCAGCUGGCUCCUGCUGCACGGCGGCGAGAUCUCGGCCGACCUGUGGGGCGGGACCCCGCUGCACGACGCUGCGGAGAAUGGGGAGCUGGAGUGCUGCCAGAUCCUGGUAGUGAACGGCGCGGAGCUGGACGUCCGCGACCGUGACGGGUACACGGCUGCCGACCUGUCGGAUUACAACGGCCACAGACGCUGCACCCGCUACCUGCGCACCGUGGAGAACCUGAGCGUGGAGCACCGCGUGCUGUCCCGAGAUCCAUCCACUGAGCUGGAGGGGAAGCAGCCCGACUCGGGCAUGUCCUCACCCAACACCACCAUGUCGGUCCAGCCGCCGAACUUUGAUCUCAGCUCACCCACCAGCACACUCUCCAACUAUGACUCCUGCUCUUCCAGCCAUUCCAGCAUCAAGGACCGGUGUCCCCCGAGAGGGCUUUCCAGCACAAGAGCUGCAGACAUACAAAGCUACAUGGACAUGCUGAACCCGGAACUGGGCUUGCCUCGGAGCAAGAUGGGAAAACCACCACCACCACCCAUCGUCCCUCCACCACCACCACCCCCAGGCACCCAGCUGCCUCCACCACCGCCAGGCUAUCCGGCUCCCAAUCCCCCUGUGGGGCUACAUGCAGCUGACAUCUACAUGCAGACUAAGAACAAGCUGCGCCAUGUGGAAACGGAGACCUUCAAGAAGGAGCUGAGCUCCCGCGACCGUCACCACGGGCUGCGGAGGCAGGACUCCGGCCGCAAGCCCUGCGCCUUCAGCAAGCAGCCCAGCACGGGGGACUACUACCGCCAGCUGGGCCGCUGCCCCGGGGAGCCGCUGGCCGCACGCCCGGGCAUGGCGCACAGCGAGGAGGUGCGUGCCCGCCAGCCAGCACCCGCCGGCCGCCCGGGACCCGGCCCUGCUGCCCCCUCCUCACUCGUUGGCCCCUCCGCUCCCCCGCAGGCGGCGCUGCUCCCCGGGAACCACGUGCACAACGGCUGCGCUGCGGACCCCAAGGCGUCCUGGGAGCUCCCGCCGCCGCCCCCGCCGCCGCCCCCGUUGCCGGAGGCCCUGAGCUCACCGCCGCCUGCCCCGCCUCUGCCCUUCGAGGGUGCGGGCCCUGGCUGCGGGCAGCGCCGGUCCUCUUCCUCCACUGGCAGCACCAAGUCUUUCAAUAUGGUGUCGCCAACGGGUGACAACUCAGAGCUACUGGCUGAGAUUAAGGCAGGCAAGAGCCUGAAGCCCACACCACAAAGCAAGGGGCUGACUACAGUGUUCUCAGGCAGUGGGCAGCCAGCCUCCCAGCCGGACUCACCGCAGCUGUCAGCAGCAUCGCCAGCGCCAUCUCGGGCCCGGAGCCCCACUCCACCAGCUGUGGGGCCCCAACCAGUGCUCAAUGGCAGCGUGGUGCCGGCGCCACCCGCCACUCCUGCUCCAGGUGUUCAGCUAGACGUGGAAGCGCUCAUCCCCACCCACGACGAGCAGGGCCGGCCCAUCCCAGAGUGGAAGCGCCAGGUGAUGGUACGCAAGCUGCAGCUGAAGAUGCAAGAGGAGGAAGAGCAGAGACGGAAGGAGGAGGAAGAGGAGGCCCGACUGGCCAGCCUGCCUGCCUGGAGACGAGAUCUCCUUCGGAAGAAGCUGGAAGAGGAGAGGGAGCAGAAGCGAAAAGAGGAGGAGCGACAAAAGCAGGAGGAGAUGCAGCGGGAGAAAGAACAGUCGGAGAAGCUGCGGACGCUGGGCUACGAUGAGACCAAGCUGGCGCCCUGGCAGCGACAGGUCAUCUUGAGGAAGGGAGACAUCCCUAAGUAA
Molecule: messenger RNA, 2715 nt
Organism: Castor canadensis (American beaver)
Lineage: Eukaryota; Metazoa; Chordata; Mammalia; Rodentia; Castoridae
Gene: Espn
Product: espin
Biological process (GO): actin filament bundle assembly
Cellular component (GO): cytoplasm
Molecular function (GO): actin filament binding
Source: RefSeq, a predicted model, not a curated record